This is a messenger RNA of Dovyalis caffra, 228 nucleotides long. Lineage: Eukaryota; Viridiplantae; Streptophyta; Magnoliopsida; Malpighiales; Salicaceae. The record is from the annotation of a GenBank genome assembly.
AUGCCGAGAUUGAAGUCGGGGGAUAUCAAGUUCAAGUGGAGGAUGACUAUAUGCUCGGUUAUUAGUGGAGAGAGGAAGCAUGGGGAGGAGAAAGAAAGAGCCAAGUAUAAUGCUAAUAUUGAUGCUAUUUCUGCUGUCCGUGAAGAUGGGUUUUUUACCAUUACUAUUGAGAAAUUACCACCUCCCGAAUCCGAGAAGCCUAAGAAUAUUAAGGUCAACAUUACUUGA